UGCCAUUGGACUUUUGCAAGUCAGGAACAAGUAUCAACCUCAGGAUUCAUGGCAUGCUAUGAAUCGAUGGCGAUAGGUUAAGCAAAUACGAUGAGCCUGGUCGAUUAUCCCUCAUCCUCGGACAGCGAAGAUCGGAACGAGGUUCACGCGCAAAAGCCUCAUCUUGACCGAGGACACAGUAAAGACAACGACAGUGAUGCGCCACCUAACAAGAAACGUAGAACAUCGUCAAGUCUGGCGGCCAUCAGUCCGCCUGCGCCAAAGUUAGCCUCAUCACUGCCUGCGCUGCCCGCCAGCUUUCGCGAUAUGUAUUCCUCUACUGUACGCACCACAACACAGGAUGAUCCCGCGCUGCAUGCUGGACGACAGCGGGCCACGCCUCAUUUGGUCGGCAACUGGCCAACCCACAUCUCACUUGAAUGGUACCCAAUUCCUCACGAACUCGAACUCCUCCAAGAUCUGGAAAGAUCAGCCGUACCAGAAAUCAUCCAAUCUCAAACGCAUUCUUCCUCUUACCUGCACAGCCUCCUCCUCUCCCCCAUCGGCGUCCCUUUACCCUUACACAUUUCCCUCUCCCGGCCCCUCGUCCUCAAAACCUCUGACAAAGAACCCUUCACCAACCAUCUCUCAACCUCACUCGCUGCUCUUGACAUCCAAGCCUUCAGUGUCCGUCCUAAGAACCUCAUCUGGCAUCCCAAUGAAGAUGGCACGCGAUGGUUUCUCGUCUUACGAGUCACCUCAUCCUCCUCCUCCGAGCAAGGCGGAGAGAAACGCGAAUUGCGGGACCUCCUCAGAGUAUGUAACAAUGUCGCGAAGAGAUUCGGUCAGCCUUUGCUAUAUGCUUCGUCGCACAAGGGGGGUCAAAGGCCAGAGAAGGAUCAUUUCCAUAUUUCUAUCGCAUGGGCAUUGAAACCUCCCCCUCUUUCAACUUUGACGAGCAGCGACAAGCCUGCAGAUUCUUCGACGGCUAUCAAGCAUGACACGGUGGCUCGGGAGGUCCCGAUUUCGAAAGAUCUGCGGAAAGCACUGGAGAGGACGGAAAUUGCUUUUGAUCAGGUCAAGUUACGCAUCGGGCAGGACGUAACGAACUUCCCGUUGAGGAGAACCCGGACGAAGGGGUGAAGAUGGUUCUCGAGGAUGGCUCAUGAGGGGAAUGGAUUGGAAGAUGCUAUCAAAACAUCACCACGCGGGGCGGUCUCACGAUUUAAUCGUGACAGAAACCUAUUAUUAUGUGUUUCACAAUGCGCAUCGAUAUUUCCCUAUUCUACGC
This is a messenger RNA of Dissoconium aciculare CBS 342.82, 1270 nucleotides long. RefSeq lists its product as uncharacterized. Lineage: Eukaryota; Fungi; Ascomycota; Dothideomycetes; Mycosphaerellales; Dissoconiaceae. Gene Ontology annotation, molecular function: 3'-5'-RNA exonuclease activity. Gene Ontology annotation, cellular component: nucleus. The transcript is spliced from 2 exons. Gene Ontology annotation, biological process: U6 snRNA 3'-end processing. The record is from RefSeq and is a predicted model, not a curated record. The coding region runs from base 91 to 1122 and encodes 343 amino acids.